UCUUCAUUUUCAGUUAUGUGUAAUCUUUUCGGUUGAAUUAGCAAUGGGAAAGAAGACAAUCGGUAAUCGGAAUUUUCCAAAACGUAGAGGUUUGCGUUCAUAUCUUGGUGAUCGUGCAAAGGAAUCGGAGUUUACUGGUGUUACUGGAACUUCUCAUACUGAUGAGCACGUUGGACAACAGGAUGGAAGAAGUGAUGCUUCUAAUCCUGGUGUUAGUGAAGGAAUUCAUUCUGGUAAAGUUCCUGGUAAUGAAGGAACUAAUGCUGGUAAUCCUAUUGUAACAAAAGAACUAGCAAAAAGCAAGAAGAAGGUAAAAGGUGUAGCUCAGAAGAUACCUUGCAAGCUCUGAAGAAGAGGAAAAUAUCCACUGAUGCUCAUGGAAAGACGGUAAACCCGUUCAAAACUAGCUGCUGUGGUAAAAGGCUUUGUGAGUUGAAUAAAGCUUUUAGUUUUGAACAGAAAAAGGCUGUUACUGAAAUUGGUUUUGGAUCUUUGUUGGAUUUAAAGAUUUCCAUGACUAAUAAUUCUUUGAUUGGAUGGUUGGUGGAGAGGUUUAAUGGUGGUUCCGGCAUGUUUAAUAUUGGUUAUGGAAAGGAGUUUAGGAUUAACCAAUUUGAUGUGUAUGAUGUGCUUUAGUUCCCUCUAGUUGAAGGAGAGGAUACGGUGGAUGUAUCUAGGGGACCUAAUGCGGAGAAUCCGCAUUUUGAGUUGAAAGCAAGUUGGAGGGAGUACUUUGGAGUUGAUCGGGAGAAAGGGCAUAUUCUUUUGAAUGUUGUUUAUUAUAUGUUAAAGAAGUUAGUUGAUGGUUGGGAGGUUUUUAAAAAGCGUUAUGUGUUAUUUGCCGUUUCUUCUUUUUUAGCUCCAGUUGCAAAUAACACACUGGAUUUGAGGCUUGUUCUUGCUGUAAAUGAGGUUCGGUGAAUUCCUCGUUUGAAUUAGUGUAAAUAUAUUUUAGGUAGGUUGAUGUAUGCAAAUGUUUUGUUCAAGAAUUCACUGUGCUCUAAAGGUGUUCGGGGGCAUUAUACUGGUUGUAUAAUUUUGUUGCAGUUAAUUUACUUCCAUCACCUAUAGAUUGGUUAUGGGGUGCCUCCAACUCGACUGUCUCUGUUGGCUCAUUGGGAUAAUGAGUCAAUUGCCAAGAGAAUUCGUCGUGAAGUAUUAUGUGAUAAG
Beta vulgaris subsp. vulgaris (sugar beet) is the source of this 1170-nucleotide messenger RNA. RefSeq lists its product as uncharacterized. NCBI's taxonomy places the organism in Eukaryota, Viridiplantae, Streptophyta, Magnoliopsida, Caryophyllales, Amaranthaceae. The coding region runs from base 44 to 349 and encodes 101 amino acids. The record is from RefSeq and is a predicted model, not a curated record. The transcript is spliced from 2 exons.